Messenger RNA from Limulus polyphemus (Atlantic horseshoe crab), 11261 nucleotides. RefSeq lists its product as uncharacterized. The transcript is spliced from 7 exons. Gene Ontology annotation, molecular function: signaling receptor binding. The record is from RefSeq and is a predicted model, not a curated record. The coding region runs from base 50 to 2602 and encodes 850 amino acids. Lineage: Eukaryota; Metazoa; Arthropoda; Merostomata; Xiphosura; Limulidae.
CUCAAGUGUUCUGUUAAUUUUUCUUCAGUCCUAGGAUGACCUACACUUCAUGAUGGUUACUCCUUCAACUGUGAGAGAGCUUGUUGUGAAUCCUAAUUGCUCUACGCAUCCUACCAAAGAAGAAGAUUCUAAACACAUAAAUCAAGAUAACAGUUUGACUGCACAGGUUGUUAGUAGAGCUCAAACAUUGGUUUCUCGAGCUUCAGUUGCUUUACAGAAUGUUACUGCUAGAACCCAAAGUCAGCAAAUUCCAUUAUACCAAACCCCUACUGGAAGAAGUAGGUCUAGUUUCUUCAGCAGAAGAGAUGAAAUAACAAAUCCAACCAAAGGUAAUACAUCUUCCCACUCACCCUCAUCUCAUUUGGAAGCAGCUCAAAGAGCAGUACGUUCUCAUCCACUUUGGAAAAAAGGAGCUGAAUUGCUAGCUAAGGCAGAAAGUUUGGGAGAUCUGACCAGCAGUAGAUGUGCACAACCUUCCUUAAGCAGUAAGAUUCCAACAUUUCUUAGUCCAAGAAAACCCUCAUCAAAUUUUUUUCAAAAAAAUAAUGAUAUAAAAUCCAAAUUACAAGAAAAAACAAGACAUUUGAGUCAACCAAAUAACAGGGUUAGUAAAUCAGGCCAAUCUAAAGUGGAAGUGACCAGAAAGGAAGAGUCACAUAAAAGAAAUACAGCGGCGAAGAAAAAAACUAGCACAGCAGUAUUAUCUGCAAAACCAGUCUGUGCAUCUUCACACAAGAGAAGUGAACUUUCUUUGACAACUCAGCCAGUAUUAGAAUGCGAAAAUCAAAUUACAAAAUCUUCUUUUGUGACUUUAGAAAGAGACUCAACUAAAGGUAUAAGAAAGUCUGAAUCUUGUCCACAUUACCCAACAAAAAAAGAAAAUUUCCUCAAAGAAACAUCUGAAAAUCAUGAUAAUAAAAGCUGCACAAAUACUGUUUCCAAAAAGAAAAUCCUGAGAAGCCAGCAACGCCAUAAUAUUAAGUCUGAUUCAGAACUGUAUGGUGACUCACAUCUGAAGUCUGUACUUAACAUUCUCCGUAGCAACCUUGGUCCUGAGGAGAAACUUUUGGCUAUCAAACAAAAGCAUGAUUACUGGGAACAAUUCAGCCAAAUAUCUCUUUUGCAAAAACAAGAGAAAAGUGUACAAAAUGAAGAGACAAACAACUGUGUUAUAGAAGCAGAUAAAAGUAUUAGUUCUCAUGUAAAACAGGAGCAAAUCUUAUCUAAUUCUGUGAAUGAUAAUAUUUACAUUAAAAAAACUGCUCCAUCCAGUGAAGAUUUCUCUUUUGUGGAUUUGAAUGUGAAGAAACACCAGAGGUGUUUGAACGUAAUGAAGACGUCUAGUUACAGCAACAUUGAAAAUGGUAGUCAGACAAAUAUGACAAAGGAGUUUAAUGUUCCAGCUAAACUAGAUGGUAUGGAAAAUGUAGCAUUAUCAAAGAGAAGACAAGACACUGGCAUUCAAGGGGGAGAAAUCCAUUGCAAAUCUGCUAAUAUGACAAAAAAGGAAUUAAAAAGCAUUUUGAAGAUUGAUGUUGACAGACUGUCUGUUGAAAAAACAACACCAUCUCAGAAAUCACCAGUGACAGUUCAGGAAUGGGUGAAUUCAAUUCAGUUGGCUCCGGGAGAAGAAAGCAGAUCAGUGGAGGAGAAACAGAAUGUUUGUGAACAACUACCGAGAUCACAAACAGAAAAGAUCACCCCAGAUGUUCCUAUUUCACCAACUGAACAACUUCGGGAAGGUUCAUUUGAUGACAACCUCUAUUUGGGAGCAGAAGCUCGAAAUUUAGAUGGAGUUCUUCAAGAAGCAGCUGUUAACAGGGUGGCCAACUCUCUCUCACCUCAGUCUCGUCGCAUGUCUUUUGGAGAUUUGCAAAGUAAACAGAGUAGUUUCAAUUCUGAUUUUUCCAGUUACUCUGGUAUAUCCAGUCUCUCUAGUGUGGAAUCUUUGCUGGAGGCCAGAAGAGGGGAUCCAGAAGAAGUACUCCUAGCUCUUGGCUUUGGAGGAAAACUACCCAAAGAUCCCAUCUCUCGAAUACCAAAAAGGUUCCUUUUGCAACCAUCUUGUGCAAAGGGAGUAAAAGUAGAAGAUUUCCUAAAGCAUCAGGAAUACUUACUAGCUAGACGAGUAUCUGGGCCUUUGGAAUUUUUAGGAGUUUCAAGUCAAUUUCACUUAAAGCAGCAAUAUCUUAGACGCAAGUGUAGCAGUAGCUGCAGCUUUCCACAAGUAGCAAGAGUAAGUUCUUUAGAAUUGCAUUCUACACACCUUUCUCAUUCUGGACAGUCUGAGAAUGGUUACAAACAGAAGAAAGCUAGGAAGAGCACAGUCACAUUUUUAGAUGAAAUUGAUCCCAGCCAAGACUUUCACAAAAUACCUCACAUCUCAGUUACAAACCCACAAAAUGUUACAAACUUAGAACUCUCAGACAAGCAUUGGCCUUCUGAAUCAUCUAGGCCACAAGACAACACCAAGUGGUGGAACAAGUUUGUUUACAGUUCAGAUGUUGUCAUUAGUAAUUCCAGUAAUUUUAGCUACUCCUCCUCAGACACCCAUACAGGCAUUAGCUCUCCCCACCGAGUGGUACGAUCUAGUCUUGUGUAAUAUAUCCUAUGCUAUAAAUUUCCAUAUCAUUUUUGCUUGAUAAAAUGUAUAUUAUUUCUGCCACAAUCAUACAUUGGCUACACUGGUGUUUAUCAUUUUAAAUUUUAAAUAUGGUCAGGUUGAGUAUGUCACCCCUCUGUGGCUCAGCAGUAAGUUUGCAGGCUUACAAUGCUAAAAAUGGAGUUUCAAUACCCAAGAUGGGAAGAGCAAAGAUAGCUCAUUUUGUAGCUUUGUGCUUAACUACAACAGAAAAUAAACUAAAUGUGUUUUUUAAGAUUAACAACAUAUUUUGUCUUUCAGGCAGGCUUAGUGAUCCAGCAUUUUAAUUGUUUACACCAGCAGCUUUUUUUUAAAGCUACUAAUAAAUGUGAUUUAAGACAAAAAUUAAGAUUUGUACAUGUAUGUGCAAAAAACAUUAAUGUGAAAAAUAACUGUAGAUAUAUACUGACACACAAAAAUGUGCUGUUUUAGUUAAGUGUAAUGAAGAGUGUCUAUGUUAGUUAUUGUUGCAUACAGGCCUCCCAGUAAAACUAAAAACCUGUUAAAGCUUAUAUUUUAAAGUGGUACUAUUUUGUUUUUGUGAAAAUAAUAAGUAAAUCCAACAAGUUUUCAUAAAAGUGUUAAAAGUAAGAAUUUUGAGAAAGGGAUAAAGCUCUCCACUGUAAAGAUUAACAAAAUCCUAAUAAAUUUAUAAAAUAUUUUAUGGAAAAACAUAAGAAACCUAUUUUAGUUACAGUAAUAUUGUGAUUUUAUUAAUGGUUCAGGUUAGAAAAUGAAUUGUUUACCAAAUAAAUGAGGUAGAAAAACCUACAAAAACAUACAAUUUUAUAGAAAAUAAGUCUAUAGAAACCUGUAUGUUCAUGUUACAUCCUCUUUUAAUUCUUAAAAAUAUUCUAGGAGAGCUGAUAUUACAGAAGACAUCAUUGGCUAAGUAGCAAAUAAAUAAAAAUAUAUUUUACUUUUUAUGUGCAACAGAUGGCAACAUUUUUAAUUCAGUUUUCUAAAAAAAAAAACAUUGGUUAAAAGACAAAGAAACUUUUUUAAUGCAACAUAGGACAACAUUCUUAGUUCAUUGUUAAAAAACAUUGGUUAAAAGACAAAGAAACUUUUUUAAUGCAACAGAGGUCAACAUUCUUAGUUCAUUGUUAAAAAACAUUGGUUAAAAGACAAAGAAACUUUUUUAAUGCAACAGAGGUCAACAUUCUUAGUUCAUUGUUAAAAAAACAUUGGUUAAAAGACAAAGAAACAUUUUUAAUGCAACAGAGGUCAACAUUCUUAGUUCAUUGUUAAAAAAACAUUGGUUAAAAGACAAAGAAACUUUUUUAAUGCAACAGAGGGCAACAUAAUUAGUUCAUUGUUCCAAAAAGAGACUUCUUGCUGAAAAUUCAUAAACCCCUUUCAGUAUUCACUACAAAUUCUAAAAAACAACAAAGCAUUGUUAGUUAAAUGACAAAAAAUAUAAAAUGCUUUUCUAAGCAUCAAAAAGCAGUAUUGCCACUCUGGUAUACCAAAUGAAAAUUCUUGGGUAAAUGAUAAAGAAAGGAAUAUUCAUCUUAAAUGCAAACAAAAGAAGUGUUUGAUAAGGAGUGUUAGUUAUGUAAUGGGAGAUCAUUUAGGCAAGUCAUUUGGGGUUCAACUUCAGCACCAGUUAUGAAUGAAAUAUUUAUAAUUCCAGAUGUGCAGUCAUGAGUGGGGUACACACGUUACCAACUAGAGGAAGUUUACAGUUAGGAUAAACAAAUGAAUUGGAGACUGGAUUCAAAACGCAUACAAUACUUUAAUACAGAAUAUUCAUCUACAUUGAAAUUACCAAAAGUAUCUUGUUAAGCUUCCACAUUAAAGGAACCAAAUUAUUCGUUCUGAGUGAGCAAUUGUUCGUUAAUUAAACUUUCAAUAAUAUUCAGCAAAUCUCUCAUUUCUACUAAUAGGUACUCUAGAUUUGAAGGUAACUUCUUUGAAGGCAUGUUGAGCACACAAUGCCAGGUUGUGACAUGUGAAUUUGAUAAUAAUAACAUUGAGAGAUACCUGUCUCAAUCGUGAAAGCAUAGAAUUAUGGGCACCACACACAUUAUUUGCCCAUCAGAUGAGAAACGUGUGCAGUUUGCCAAAUCAAUGUUGAUUUGUGUCAUAAAAUCUGAUAUUGCCCAAAAUAGAUUUUUACCAGUUGCUGAUGUAACUUGCAGUAAUGCGAAAAAUUCUAUUUUCAUAACAUUGUCUUUGGAGGAAAAAAAUUAACACAAAGACACAGUAGUUUGCUGGUAGAUAUAUCUGUUGACUCAUUUGUCAACAACAAAAGUUUAACUUCUCUUAACUCGUUAAUUAAAUCUUCAUAUAAUGCCGUGGCAACCACAUUUUGUAUGAUGCAAUAUUAGGUUUUAAAAUAAACUUUUCUUGCUAUAUUUUUUUAUUACAUCUAACUUGUGGUCCACUAAACAUAUGCUACAAUGACACGCUAAAGAUACACUGUACUUGAUUUCAAAUUCUUUGAACGAUGAGUUAACAUUUGAUUUUUCAAAAUGAGAUUGAAUCUUCAGUUUUGAUAUUGAAUCCAAAUUCUUCAUGUGUUUAGAAUUUUUCAUGUAAAACUAAACUAUUUCUUUUUAUACUGAUACUGCAUACUUUACAGUAACAUGCAUUACCUCUUUGUGUUAACCACUUAAACUCUUCUUCCCAUUUUUUGUUAUAUUUUCUCUCCUCUUCGUAGGAGGUUUUCCAUUCCCCCAUUUUUAACAGUAUAACAUAUACUUCUCGCUUAGAUAUUCUAAAAAUAUUUUGAUAUCAUAACACUGCACCAUAGAUUAUUAGUUCACAAAGUACAUGUAAAUGUGCAAGGUGAUUAAAUCUGAGUCACUAUUGGAAAGCUGCUAACUAGCACUUAACAUGCUGCUAAUUAUUUAAGCCUAGUCAACUAUCCAACAAAUGCUUGGGGCAUGUGCAUACUUAAGACUUAUUUUGAAUAAGUGCCAUAAAUCUGUGACACAUAGACAUAUUGGUAAUGAAAACUGAAACAGAAUGCAAGUAAAAUGUGAUGCAGUACAAUAAGUAGAAGCUAUUUUUUAUAACGAAAUUUUCUAGUUAUCAUUUUUUCUUUUUAUUUAUUCAUUUAUUUUGAUUUUACUCUUAAAAAAGCCAAAGUAAGGCCAAAUAAUAUUUGGCCUGCAUGCAAAAAAUUUGAAGGCCAACAAGUUUCCAAAAAAAAACAAUUUGGCCUUAAAAAGGCCAAACAUGGCAACCCUGAAGUCUCCUUUUCCAAAAUUGAACCAUUCUGUUUCUCCACAUUCUGCCCUCACUGUAACCUCUUGCUCAGUUUAAAAUCUCUUCAGCAGAAGAAUCAGAUGUUCUGGUACACUCAUUUUCUGAGUACAUUUCAAAAUUAUGCAUGGUUCGUGCAGUCUAACACUUGGCUGCAGUCAGUAAAACACAGAUAAACUACUUUUUUUAUUCUCUUGCCAUUUCCAUUAUCCAUCUUAUGUAAGCUAUCUGAUCUCAUAUUCCUCUACCACUCCUGAAUCUAGUUUGUUCAUCUGGCAGUUUCUUUCCGUAAAAGGUUUAAGAUUUUUCAGUAGGAUCUUAAGUAUAACUUUGCUUGUUUGUGUGAUCAGGGUGGUCGUGCAGAUGUUGGCACAUUCUCUAGCAUUUCCAUUCCUUUGGUAAAGGGAUUUACAUUGAUUAUUUCCAUUUCUUACUCCACUCUUGUUGACAGUUGACAAAUAGCUGUUAGGACUUUAAUUGCCUAUUCCUCUUUUGCUUUGAACAGUUAUGUGGGUACCUCAUCAACUCCUCGUGCCUUUCGUUAGUUUAUUCAAUACCCAUUGCACUUCACAUUCUAGUAGUAUAGGAAUGUAGAUAUUAUAAUACAUAAGCAUACAAUCAGAAGGGUAUAUAUAUCACAAAUUAUUGGCAGGUCUGCAUACAAGCAGCACAUUACUAGAAGAUUUGCACAAAAUAUGAAAAGGAAUACGUGCAAAUUAUUUUUAAAAGAGUUUCACAGAAGUAGGAGGGAAUAUAUAAUGCAAAAAAGUAUAAUGUAAUAUAUGAAGGUAAUACGAGUUGCACACUAGCAGUAGGGGAUGUGUUCAGUGUGUUAGUAAUACACGUUACUAGAGGACUUGCAUACAUAGAGAUGCAAUUGUGUACAAAUUAUUGAAAGACUAGUGUAAUGGAAUGCAUUCAUAUUUGAAGAAUACAUGCAUGCAAACAGAAGACUUGUAUAUAUUAAUUAAAAGACACUUAGACAUUAACAGAAAUGACUGUGAACACUGUAUUUGAAAGAACAGAGAUGUUAGUAGAAAGUAACAUGAAUGUUAUUAAUGCAAGGAGACUGGUAGAAGAAUACAUGCACACUGUUCAUAAACACAGUACUUUAAUAUAGGGGAAUGUAUACAUGUUGUUGAAAGCUAAAAACACACACAAACUCAAAGGGAUCUUAGGAACAUUAUUUAGAGACAAACACACUUAUUACUGGAAGGGGAUCUUAAUAAAUUAUGAAGUAAUCCAGAGAUAUGUUUUACAUUACCUCUAAAGUACACUUUCUGCUGUUGUAUUUUUUAGGAAAAACUGAACUACACCAGCCUUUCAAAUUUUAUUUAUAGUUAUAUAUUCACUUUUGUCUCAGGGUUUUUUUCAUGUACAAGACUACACUUAGAUAUGUUUUUUAAUAUAACAUCAAAAAUAAAGAACUAACUCAGAAAAUGGUUUUCAGAACAAUAUUAUCUAAGGUUAUACUAAAUAAAACUAAACUAAGUUCAACACCAGUACUUUGGCCUAUGUAAAACUUAACUAGUCUGUUUACAGUUUUUUCUAAUUUAGAACUAAUAAAACCUUUAACUGGUGUAUAUUCAAGUCAUUCUCCCAAAAAUUGUACUUUUUAACUCAGUACUGGAGCAUCCUUCUAGUAAUCAACAUUCAUAAUUUGUAUAUAGAGUGUAAAUUUGAGUAUUGAUGUUAAGUAGAUUACAUUUCCUGAAAUAUAAUGUAUCUUUAUAUCUCUAAAGCUGUGUUUUAGUAAUCACUUCGAUCAAUACAAAUGUGUAGGAUUUUUUUUUUUUCAUAGUUGUAUCGUUGGUGAGUUGAUGAUAGCUACAAAUGAAUAUUUUGCCUUAUCUGAUGAAGGGUGAAUUGAUUGCUCUUGAAUUAAUGCAAGAAUUGCAUAUACUAAUACACUGAUUUUUGUUCUGUAUUUGACAACAACAUUUGUAUUGUAUGGAAUAAUAGGUGUAGUAUGAAUAACUUUUUUGUGUUUGGAAGUGUACAUUUUUGUUUUUCCUCUUCAGUAUUAUUGCUCAAUUUGUUAUAGAAACAAAAUAUUGUAUCACUGUUUUAAGACAAUGCAUAAACAGUAUGCUGCAGCUACCACUAGGUGGCUAUAGAAUAUAAAAACAUACUGUAUUACUUGUAGUUUAAUUCACUAUUUUAACCAAAUGUAUUGUUCAAGUUAAGUCUUAUCAGUUCAUGAGUAGAGAUGGUGAAAUGCAGGUAAAAACACAUAGCCUUAUAGCUACCAAUCAGAGAGUGGGUUUAGAUCCCAUUAACCUGUCUCUCUGUUGUUUUUUUUUUGUUAUUGUUGACUUGUACCAUUUUUAGCUGUGGCUUAUGGAAUGGCUCCGAGUAGUUUUUUUUCAAGUACAAACUUUUAGCUUUGUCAUUUCUUGACCGAUCUAAGAUCUAAUUACAUUUUUGGACUCAUGAGUUCAAACCCUUUAGAUUGAUGUAUUUGACCAUGCCCAAGGUUUCAUAGAUUGAUUUACUAUAAUCCUGCCUAAAAGAAUUUCAGUUUGAGUUUAGACUGGUAAAGAUCCUGAUGAGUAAUAAAGUUGAAUCAGGUAUAUAUGUACCCCAUGUUUGGUAUUGCUGGCACACAAAAUAUAGUUAAUAAAAAGGAAAAAAAACGUCUCGUAGAUUAAUUUAUUCUAAUUAUGCCUAAAAGAAUAUUAAGUACCCCAGCUAUUGAGGAAUCCCUCUUGAUUAACUAAAUAAUUACUUGAAGUACUAAAAUCAUUGUUAUAGUAAUCUAUCUUUGGCCUUAAUUUGAUACACUAUUAAAUUUAAUGUAUUAUUAUUGAUAGACUUUAAGACAAGUCAUUCAAAACUAAAACUUCUGCAUCUACUCAAAUGUUGUCCAUUUCUGUCUUGUUAUAAUAAACAAAAAGUUACAGUUACAUAUCGCAUUAAAGGUAUCAGAAUAUGGAGUUGAAUAAAUUACAAUGCUUUAGUGGCAGGUCUACUGAGGUGUUAAGAUGUGUGUCACUUUUAUCAUUUUGUGUACAAAAGUAACUUGUGACCAAUUUUGUAUUGUUUCUUUUGGAACAUACGAAAAAAAUUUUGAUGAUACUGUACAAAUGUAAGAUAAGAAGUUUUAACAGACAAUAAUAAAUAUUUUUACUUUAGUUGAAAUUAUUGAGGAAAAGAAACUUUCAUUAGGUUUUAUGUAUAUAGACACAUGCACAUGUAUAUAUGUACAAUGUUUACCCUGACUGAUUUAAUAAUAGGCUAUUGUCUCAGGGAGCUGAUUAUACUUUAAGCCUAAUGCUAGAAUACAGGAACUUGGUGAAAUUAAUCAUUGUAAUUUGUAUAACUUGCUUUUAUGCUAUAAAUAUUCUAACAAUUGGUAGAAAAUGAAGAGGGGAAUUUUGUUCCUUGUACAUUAAUGAAUCUUGUUAUGUGUAUUUAUAUACAUACUUGAAAUUUUAGAGUUGAUAUUAAAACAGAGAAUACUUGAAAAAAAAGCACCGUAGUUAUCUUUAUAAAUUUAUAAGCUGUGAAGCAUACAUGUGUAUGGUAAACAUAUGAAUUUGAUAUCAGUAUUGAGCUAAUAUAUAUAUAUAUAUAUAUAAUUUUUUCAGUUUAUUAGUUUAUGUUAAGUGAUUGUGUUUGCUUAAUCACUAAAAACCUAAAAGUGUUAUAAAACGUUUUUACAGUUAUUUAUAAGUUAUGAUUCACCAUAUCAAAUGGUUACCGAGGUCACAAAAUUCAGUAUUCAUAUAUAAUAUAUACUUAGUUUUAUUGUGUUAGUGUAAAGUAUUUUCCAAUUUUAUUAGCAAUGUUGUUCUAAUGAUUUUAAUAGCAUAUUCAAGUCCCAAACAAUCAAUAGACAUAUCCUAACUAGAUUUUUAAUAUUUGUUUAAAAAGAAACAUUUUUAUGAAUAAACUCUCACAUGAUAGCAAUAUGUUUUUAUAAACUUUGUUAGUUAAUAUAGAUGUUUAAUAAUGUAAAAUCUUGUGAAUUAUUUGAAUUUCAGUUUGUGUUUAUUAACAUUUAGCAAAAAUUUGAUGCAACAGUAAAGAAGUUAUUUAGAUGUUAGAACAUUCUUGAUAUAAAUCUCAAAAGUUUUUAUACUUGUGCUUCAGUACUUGUUAAUCGUACCUGCCAGUAGUUUGUAGAUGUGAAGUUAUGUUACUCACAUUAACAUAUAUUUCAUGAUGUUACAAGGGAAAAGAAAAAAGGUAAUUCAUGUAAUAAAACAACAAAUUCUUGAGAUAGUUCUAAAAGUACUACCUCAGUUGCAUAGCUAAACUAAAAAUAUACAUUAAACAAUCUAUUUUUUUUAAUUACAUGUUACUCUAGAAAUUUGGCUACUUAAAAUACAGAUAAACAUGAGGAAAUUUUUCUGUUUCUUUUGUGAUAAACACACUUUCUGUCAAGAAGGGCCCUGCAACACAUCCACUUCAGCCUUUUCAAUUCUCUGGGUGAUAGUUUCAAUGUUUAUAAGCUUUGAUAAAAAAAGGGAUAUAAUUUAAUAUUUUUGUGAGAACUUUGCUUCAUAAAUCUAUUAAACUAAGCUAAAUGAAGUGUGAUCUUGUUUCAUGUGCCAUAAUUACCUGUUUUGUUAUUUUUGCCUGUAACUUUUUCAAUGAAAUUAAUGGUUCAACAGUAUAUUUAGAGUUUUUGAAAAGUAAGUUAAAAAGACUUAAAAGUAUAUUUGCAUAAAUUGUAUUUAAAUAAUGCAAAUACUUUUUUGUUCAAGCUUAAUAAAAAUACUCAAAGAACACAACACAUUUCAAUCUUUUUUUCUUUCUAUGUUAUAUGCUGUGUGUGCUUUUAAUAAAAUAUAUUCAUAUUUCUUAUUACCCUUUGAGGGAAAUUGUAUUUAUACACAACUUGUAGUUUGUAUGAAGCAACAAAAACAUGUCUGUAUUUUUGAUGAUAAGCUUGUGAUAUUUCUAUAUAUUUCAAUUUUAUUUUUUGCUUACUUGCAAGUUCUGAUGUUUUCCCAACCAAAAUAAAACAAUUUUAUUUAAGAUGGCUUAGAGAAAUAGGGCUUUUGUUUGAUGAUAUAAAACUGUGUAAGAAAUGUUUAAUUUGUAUCGUUACUGGCCUUUUCAUGGAUACUUAAUUUUUGAUUAAAAAUACAGAAUAAUGUAAGUUUAAUAUAUUAGAUAUGUAAAUUUUUUGUAUUAAUUUUCAUUAGUUAGGUGCACAGUUAAUAUUUAUAACAAUGCUUGUGAAAUGUUCAAAGAUUUUCAUGUAUUGACAAACUAUGUACGUGGAAUGUGUAUAGAUAGGUAAAUACCUUAUUUCUUACAUAGAAGCAACCAAUUUUUUAUUUAGCUAAAGCAAACUGUUAAACAUUAGAAUGAGCUUCUAGUUUUAAUGCCGAAUUAUAUAGAUAUAUAUGUAUUUUCUGCUCUUUUAGUGAUUUCAAUAUAUCCUUGAAAACAA